UCCGGUCUCAAAAUGGAGGGCCAUGAUCCAAAGGAACCAGAGCAGUUGAGAAAACUGUUUAUUGAAGGUUUGAGCUUUGAAACUACAGAUGAUAGUUUAAGAGAACAUUUUGAGAAAUGGGGCACGCUUACAGAUUGUGUGGUGAUGAGAGACCCCCAAACAAAACGUUCCAGCGGCUUUGGUUUUGUGACUUACUCAUGUGUUGAAGAGGUGGAUGCAGCUAUGUGUGCUCGACCACAUAAGGUUGAUGGGCGUGUAGUGGAACCAAAGAGAGCUGUUUCUAGAGAGGAUUCUGUGAAGCCUGGUGCUCAUCUAACAGCGAAGAAAAUUUUUGUUGGUGGUAUUAAAGAAGAUACAGAGGAAUAUAAUUUGAGAGACUACUUUGAAAAGUAUGGCAAAAUUGAAGCCACAGAAGUUAUGGAAGACAGGCAGAGUGGGAAAAAGAGAGGAUUUGCUUUUGUAACUUUUGAUGAUCAUGAUACAGUUGAUAAAAUUGUUGUUCAGAAAUACCAUACUAUUAAUGGGCAUACUUGUGAAGUGAAAAAGGCCCUUUCUAAACAAGAAAUGCAGUCUGCUGGAUCGCAAGGAGGUCGUGGAGGUGGAUCUGGCAACUUUUUGGGUCGUGGAGGCAAUUGAGGUGGUGGAGGAAACUUUGGCCGUGGUGAAAACUUUGGUGAAAGAGGAGGCUAUGUUGGUGGCAGCAGAGGUAGUUAUGGAGGAGGUGAUGGUGGAUAUAAUGGAUUUGGAGGGGAUGGUGGCAAUUAUGGCAGAGGUCCUGGUUAUAGUAGUAGAAGAGGCUAUGGCGGUGGAGGACCAGGAUAUGGAAACCAAGGUGGUGGAUAUGGUGGAGGUGGUGGAGGAUAUGAUGGUUACAAUGAAGGAGGAAAUUUUGGCAGUGGUAACUAUGGUGGUGGUGGGAACUAUAAUGAUUUUGGAAAUUAUAGUGGACAACAGCAAUCAAAUUAUGGACCCAUGAAAGGGGGCAGUUUUGGUGGAAGAAGCUCGGGCAGUCCCUAUGGUGGUGGUUAUGGAUCUGGUGGUGGAAGUGGUGGCUAUGGUAGCAGAAGGUUCUAAAAACUCAGCAGAAAAGGGCUACAGUUCUUAGCAGGAGAGAGAAUGAGGAGUUGUCAGGAAAGCUGCAGGUUACUUUGAGACAGUCGUCCCAAAUCCACUAGAGGAACUGUAAAAAUCUGCCACAGAAGGAGCGAUGAUCCAUAGUCAGAAAAGUUACUGCAGCUUAAACAGGAAACCCUUCUUGUUCAGGACUGUCGUAGCCACAGUUUGCAAAAGUGCAGCUAUUGAUUAAUGCAAUGUAGUGUCAAUUAGAUGUACAUUCUUGAGGUCUUUGAUCUGUUGUAGCUUUGUC
Sorex araneus (European shrew) is the source of this 1366-nucleotide messenger RNA. RefSeq names its product heterogeneous nuclear ribonucleoprotein A3-like. The record is from RefSeq and is a predicted model, not a curated record. Lineage: Eukaryota; Metazoa; Chordata; Mammalia; Eulipotyphla; Soricidae. Gene Ontology annotation, molecular function: RNA binding.